Rhincodon typus (whale shark) is the source of this 7256-nucleotide messenger RNA. It is a transcript of the gene jmjd1cb, whose product is annotated as jumonji domain containing 1Cb. Gene Ontology annotation, biological process: regulation of transcription by RNA polymerase II. Gene Ontology annotation, molecular function: histone H3K9 demethylase activity; transcription coregulator activity; chromatin DNA binding. The coding region runs from base 42 to 6467 and encodes 2141 amino acids. NCBI's taxonomy places the organism in Eukaryota, Metazoa, Chordata, Chondrichthyes, Orectolobiformes, Rhincodontidae. The record is from RefSeq and is a predicted model, not a curated record. Gene Ontology annotation, cellular component: chromatin; histone deacetylase complex. The transcript has 19 exons.
GUCAUUAUACACGUGCACAAGCCAAUAGUCCACGACCGGUGAUGAAUUCCCAGACCACAUCAGGAAAGCAGAAUCAGCAUCAGCAAAGGAUCAUUCGUUCAAACAAAAGGAAAGAAUCUGAUAGCAGUAUACCAGAUGAAGAUAAGAUAAAGGAGGACAAAUGUGAAAAUCCUUUAAAAGAAGAAUCUUCAAAGAACAAAAUAAAGCAGUCUGUUAAUAAAAGGAGAAAGCAAGAAGAAGUUGAAAAGCUAGUAACCUUAGAAAGACUGAAAGCAGUUUCUAACUCGGAUACUGAAAGCAGUGAGUCUGAAAACUCAAGUAACAAAGUCAUCUUGGAUUCUUCCUCUGAGAAAAGUUCAGAAGGAGAAUUAAAAAAUAAAAUCACUUUUGAUAACACUAAAGAUGAAGCCAAGUCCCAGGAUGACACAGGAAUUGGGGAACAGAUGGAAAUUGAUAGCUCAUCUCCCUGUGAUGAAAAGCAGGAGGUAAAGAAUGACAAUGGAAUACAGAAGCCAGAACAUUUUGACGCGCACAUUGACCCCCAUAGAGCAGAGUUUGGUCAACAACAGAGUAUAAAAUCACAAGAAAUAAGUCAAGGGUGCAUUGUAAAAGUAAAAACCACCAGUGAAUCUUUGUCUUUGGAAUCUUUACCAGAUACCACGCAAAAGCCAUCUGUACAGAACUCUGUAUCUGACAUCAGUAAUAGAACUUUACCAGACAAUUUGCUUAAUAAAACUGCCAACAUCCAUUCUCAUGGCCUUACAUCUCGGAACCUGGAAAUGAACUUCAGUACUCCAGUGCAUUUGAUUGUGAACAAGCAUGCUUCAGACAUUCAGAAAUCAGAGGCAGAGCUGCAUCUGAAUAACAACAUUAUCAAUGAAGACAAAUCUCAAGCCAUUGAAUUUUUGACUGUUAUGGAAGCCAAUAACAGAUCAGAAAAGGAAAAAUCUGCUAGUUCCUCAGGACAAGAACCCACUGCUCCCAACAAAAACAAUAAACCAAAUAAAACUAACACUUCACCUGAUGCUCUGAAGCCUAAAAUCACUUAUCCUUGCAGCCCAGCUGCUUGUAUCACCAAGCCAACUUCAAGAUGUAAAAAUGACUCAAGAUCCAGCCUCCAACAUCUGGGCUCAAGGACUGUUAUGGAAACUACAAAAAGCCCUUUAAUUGUUGAUAAGAAUGAGCGCUUUACAGUUUACAGGGAUCCAGCUUUGGUUGGACCUGACACAGGGGCUAAACCUUUGUCUCCGUACUUGCACCCACAUCUUCAUCCUCUUCAUACCUCAUCACAUUCAUCUUCCUUGACCACAAAUAGUUCUCAUCCAGCCCUAAGGGCAGCAUCGCAUCAUGUUUCUGGUUCACCACGGACUUCUGUGUCAAGCAGUGCUCAUAUUCUCAGUAGUGGAUCACCCCAUUCAGUUCACUCUACCCACAAUCUUCCUACAGUUUUACCAGGAGUUCCACCGGGGCCUUUGGUGUGUGGGCAUUUAGAUUCUGUGCAUGUAAGAAAUUUAAACCCCUUAACACUGGCUCACCAUCAGCAGUUUUUACAGCAACAGUCAUCUCAGCUCCUUGGCCAGACCCAUCCAGCUGCUUAUAACCAGCUUGGACUCUAUCCAAUAAUUUGGCAGUAUCCAAAUGGCACUCAUUUGUCUCCAGGGUUGAGUAUGACCUCAUCUAAGUGGGUCCAUCCUGAAAACUCUCUGAGUGCUGAAGCUUCUUUGAGGAGGAAUGCAUCCAGUCCUUGGCUACCUCAGCACACCAGUGUGUCCUCAGCUGACAGUCUGGGGUUACUAAGCCACAACCCGGUACGCCCUGCCAGUGCUGAACCUCAUCGACCCUUGAAAUUGGCCUCACAUUCUAGUCCACCUCCAUCAAAAACCACUGUAGCUCAUACGAAAGAAGAAAUCGACAAGAAGGCUGUAGUUAAUUCCAAACAUUCUGUUACUGCUGCUCAAAUGAAGCUUGAAUUUAACCAUGAUAGACUUGCACAUGGGCGAGAAAGUCAGCUGGCUAGAGGGUUUACAAGCACUGCCUUCUGUCAGAGUAAGGAGAAAAGAUCAACGCAGGAACCAAGCGACAGUCAGAAUAAAUACAAUGAAGAGAGACGGCGGAUUCUGCAGGAGAGUAUUGAAGUUGCUCGUUUUGCUUCUACAAUCAAGACAAAUGAAGUUGCAAAAGAUUCCUAUUCCAGAAUACCAUCUUUGCCUACUGAUGGUCCAAAACCCCAGAGCAUAAAACAAGAUGGAGAAACAGAGCAUUGUGCAAGAGAACUUUAUACAUCAAAAAAUUCACUAGCACAUUCUAUGCCUCAGAGCAACUAUUUUACUACUUUGUCAAAUAGUGUUGUAAAUGAGCCUCCAAGGCUAUAUCUGUCUAAAGACAUAAUACAUCCUUAUGCUGAGAAAACAAAUUCUUCAACACCUAUUCUUUCAUCUAACAAGACUCUGUCCAAACCACCUCCACUUAUUAAACAUCAGCCAGAGAGUGAGGGUUUAGUUGGCAAAGCAACAGAACAGCUUACCCAACAAGUGACUUCUCAGCCUCAGACUGCAAAUAAUAAUAAUCAUGGGAGAACCAGAGAACAAUUAACAAUUUCACAGUCAAACCCUCUGAAAAGUAUGCCAUCUUUACAUAGGGCUCCUGUUUACCAUCCUCCAUCUCAUCAUGUUAUAGAACGCAAAGAAGGUAAUUAUCGCAAUCUUUCCCCACCAACCCUGACUCCAGUACAACCUGUGAAUGCUGCUAAGAUUUCUGAACUCCAGAAACCUCCAACUUUACUCCCAGAGCCAAGGGUUGAUGGGAAAAUUUGCAUUCAUAAUCCUGUGGUUUCCUCACUUGAUGUCUGGAAAAGUGGUGUUGGAAACCUUGGUAAGCCAGUUUGCCACUUAGAGAAAAGCAACAACAAAGUUGCUCCAGCAUCUGUUAUUGUAAGAUCAUCUUCCAUUCCCAAGCAAGAAAAUAAAGGAGAUAGUCAAACCAACUCACAGAACUCUCUAAGAGGAAGUGUGUUAAUGCCAUCAAAUCCAAUAGAGCACCUUAAUUCAUCAAAAGUCAAAGAUGUGUGGAGAAUCAAUAUACCUGGUGUGAACUUGGAGUCUACAAGUGCAGAGUAUGAGAAAAACUUCAAAGUUUUACUUUCAGACAAUGGCACAAAAUCUGUCGUUGCUAGCAACUCGUUGUGCAAUAGCAUGACCAACCCCGCAGCUCCUGCCACAACAGUUGAAAUUUUGAGUAGCAGUGAAACAAAAAUAACCUAUUGUUCCUCUUACAAGACAAUCACUAACAGUGUAGAAGGGCAAGUUAUUCCCAAAACUUCAACUCAUUUUGGAACACAGACACAGGAAUGUAAAGUUAAUACCACAUCUGCUGCAGUUUUCUCAACAGCUGCUGCCAGAACAGGAAACACUACACAGAAUAACACAGGAGCCUCAAGUACAACUGAUUAUUACCAGCUGAAAAAGCAUAAGGCAGCACUGGCUAUGGCCCAUUCUGCAAGUACUACUGCUAAUAACAAUGAGUCUGCAAGCCUUAAAUGUGUAAAAAGUGCAUCAUCUCUCUCUCCUAAUAAUACUGGAAAAAUAGAUGUAUCUUAUAAAACAAGUUUUGUAACCAAUGGCCAGAUUGCUCAAUCUAGCCAACCAGGUUAUCAUACAAAACUUAAAAAAGCCUGGUUGACUAGACACUCUGAAGAAGACAAAAGUACAAAUAAAGUGGAAAAUACAGAAAACGCAGGAAAAGAUGCCAAAAAGCUAGUUAUAGUUAAUUCAUCAGCUUCCAUAUCAAAUGAUGUUGACAAAACAGGUCAAUCUGAGGAAGAAAAAAACGAGCAGGAAGGACGAAAAACAAGAAGAGGAACAAAAAGAAUGUAUGAAUCUGGAUCUGAAAGUGAUGCUUCAGAUGAAAGUGAAAAUAAAUCUGAGCUUAGGGUCAAACGUCAACCUAAACCAACUUAUAAAAAGAGGCAAAAUGACUUGCAAAAGCGAAAGGCUGAUACUGAGAGAGAAGAGGAAGAAGUAAAACCUAAUGGUACUUUAUACAGAAAUACAAAGGAAAAGGAGAAGAAUAAAAUUAAACUUCAGAGUGAUGGUUUACCACGGUCAGUGUUGAAGGACUGGCGGAAAGUUAAGAAACUUAAACAAACUGGAGAACCUUUUCUGCAAGAUGGCUCAUGCUCUGAGAUAGCACCAAAUCUUCAAAAGUGUAGAGAAUGUCGUAUGGUACGUUACAGGAAGAAUGAGGAGUUCAGUCAGUCAGCAGUAUUCUGCAGAUUCUACUAUUUCCGCCGACUGGCAUUCAGUAAGAAUGCCGUACUAAGGAUAGAUGGAUUUUCAACUCCAGAUCAAUGUGAUGAUGAAGCAAUAAAUCUGUGGUUACCUAGUGAUUCCAUGGAUUUGGACUUAGAAUCUUCUAAAUACAUUUUGAGAAAUAUUGGAGAUACGUUUUGUCAAAUAGAGACAUCCGAGAGGACUGCUAUGAGUUGGCUUAAACUUGAUGCCAAAAUAGCCUGGAAGAGAGCAGUAAAAGGAGUUCAGGAAAUGUGUGAUGCAUGUGAAGCCACAUUGUUUAACAUCCAUUGGGUUUGCCAGAAAUGUGGAUUUGUGGUCUGUUUGGACUGCUAUGAAGCAAGAGGAAGAAGAGGUUCUAAAGCCAAUAAGGAACUUUAUGUCUGGUUAAAGUGUGUCAAAGGCCAAGUUCAUGAUACAAAGAACCUGAUGCCCACACAGAUUAUCCCGAGUACUGGUAAGAUUCUGCAGCGGUGUAUUUUGGGAUUAUUUUGCUCAAAGUUGAUCAGAGUUGAGACGUUCAGCUUCCAGCUUAGUGACUUGGACCGAAGGUCCUCAAGCCGCAGUCACUUACUACAAACGUGUUUGCCUUGGAUCUCGCUUAUGUCCGUAAAUACCUACAUCCUGCAGCUGCUAUGUAUCACCAUCAAAACCAAAGAAUUACCUGUGUCCAAGGCAGUGAAGAUUAAACUAAGCCAGAUUGAUAAAACAGAAGAUUGCAAAACUACAACAGUGUGUCUCAGUAAUGAACAUGGCUCGACUCUCCGAGAUUUGCUUACCUCAACAGCUGGAAAAUUGCAGUUAGGCUCUACUGAUGCUGGCAUUGCCUUUGCCCCAGUCUUUUCUGCAGGAACCCCUUCUGGCAGAGGAGCUAGAAGCAUGCCAAACCUCUUGGAUGACAUAAUUGCAUCGGUAGUGGAAAAUAAGAUUCCAGCAAGUAAAUCAGUGAAAUUAAGUGGGAAAGAAGAAACAAAGCAGGAAGCUAAAAACUUCAACACAGAAACAAUCAGCAAAAGUCAUCCUGAAAUACCACAUUCUUGGCUUUGUGAUGGGGUUUUACUCUGGCUCCAAGACCCUAGAAAUCCUAGCAAUUGGAAGAUAUUCAGGGAAUGCUGGAGACGCGACCAGCCUGUUCUUGUAUCUGGUGUACACAAAAACCUAAAUUCCAAUAUUUGGAAACCUGAAAGCUUUUGUGAAGAAUUUGGAGAUCAGAAGGUUGACCUGGUUAACUGCAAAGAUGGCAGUAUAAUCUCUAGCACAAGAAUUCAAGACUUCUGGGAUGGUUUUGAAGACUUAACCAAACGAAUCAAAUCUAAGAAUGGGGAGUCUAUGUUACUGAAGAUGAAGGAUUGGCCCUCUGGUGACGAUUUCAGAACUAUGAUGCCUUCCAGGUUUGAUGACGUUAUGAAAAACUUGCCACUUCCAGAGUAUUGUGAUCCAGAAGGAAAUCUAAACUUGGCAUCCCGGAUACCAGAUUUCUUUGUACGACCAGAUUUGGGGCCAAAACUAUAUGGUGCUUAUGGACAAUCAACCAUUAAGGAAUAUGGAACGACCAAUCUUCACCUAGACAUUGCUGAUGUAGUCAACGUGCUUGUUUAUGUUGGUGUGCCAAAAGGAAAUGGAAACAAUCACAAAUCAGCUAUCUCGAAAAAAAUUGAGGAAGAUGAAAUUGAUGAAACCACAAAGAAAAGAUUGAAGGAUGGUAAUGAGACUCCAGGUGCUUUGUGGCAUGUCUUUUCAGCCAAAGAUACACACAAAAUAAAGGAGUUUCUACAAAAGACUCAUGAGGAGCAGGGUCAGGAAUCACCUGACCAUGAUCUGAUCUGUGAUCAGACCUGUUACUUGAACAAGAAACUGCGCCGAAGACUCUAUGAAGAAUGUGGAAUUCGUAGCUGGUCCAUCUUCCAGUUCUUGGGUGAUGCAGUCCUAAUACCAGCAGGAGCACUGCGUCAGAUGCAAAGUAUUUACAGUUGUAUUCAGGUCUCUGAAGACUUUGUAUCACCAGAACACACGAUGCAGUCUUUCCAUCUUUCACAGGAGCUGAGACACCAGUCAAGACAUGAGCUAAACUAUGAGGAUAAACUGCAGGUAAAAAACAUAAUAUACCAUUCAGUUAAAGAUGCUGUGGGAUCUCUGAGAAUGCAUGAAGAAAAGGUGUCAAAUACAUCACAGAAUGCUUAAUGUUUUUGUCGUUUUGUGACCUUACAUGAUCCUUUGUUUUGAAAAGAUACAUCAGCAGUGCCAAGGAAAUUUGUUUUUGUGGUUACAGCCGUGUUGUGGUUACUGUAACAAAUCGGCCAGUGCAUCAAAAUUAAUGUUAUUAUAAAAAAGAUCAAAAUGCAGGCUCUGAUAAUAUACAGGAAGUUAGCACUGUGCUGUUCCAUGUAUUAUAUUGUACAUUUAAAAAAAAUGAAAUGUAUUUAUUUUUGGACAAAGUGUUACAGAAUUUUAUGCCAUACUAUUAAAUCUAAUGUAAACAUGAUUUGUACAGUUUUAGUUUGCGAAAAUGGAUAUUUUUCACUACAUUGAGACAGUUACUGUGAGAAGGCAGAUGCGACUAUCAGCUAUGCCUAAUUUUUUUUUAAAUUGCUGAAUCGCACAGCUAUCCAUGUCAUAUCAAAGUACUGCCAAAUAAGAUACAUUCUGAAGUUCCUUACAAUAAAUUGACUGGAUACAUAUACUACACACAUCAGCUUUUUUUAAGUAUUCAUUGUAAAAUUAAAGCAAUUACAGAGCUGUAAUUUAUUCACAAAGUUGUCUUGUUAAAUUUAUGGUGAACUUUUGCCAGCAAAAUGACUUAUUACCAAGAAAGUUGAUAUUCUCUGUAAAUACAUAUAAAUAUAUACAUUCAAUUAUGUAUUUUUUUAAAAUAUAGCUUGCUUCAGUUUGUUCAAGUACAAGUGUUACAUGCUUUGUACGUUUAAAUUCAAAGGGGUUUUACAUUUUCCAAUAAAAUUGUUUUAUCAUAUA